GUUUACAAAUAAACAGCACGUUGAUGGCUAUAUUAGCCUAUAUGAGGAAAAAACAUUGUGAUUGUGGGAAAAACAUUGAACCUGUAGUGUUCGGAAAAUGCAAACAUCUGUCAAUGCAUGUCCGGUUGGUGCCCAGUGUAACGAAAACAGUAAAAUCAGCACAGAAAGUGUCACAUGUGAUGAUGAAGCUGCAUCCUUCAAGCUUGUGGCAGUUGCAAGGGAAGCGCCAAUGCCUGAUGGUUCCCAAGUGUAUGAACUUGUAUGGCAAACACCACCGUCUGUUAUCUUACCAUCAGUAACUCUUCCUGAAAAUGGGGAAAUACGUGAUGCAGACCAAACAUGUAUUAUGUCCCAAAGAAAAAGAGAGAAAAAGAGACCAUUUUCACCAGAUAUUAUAAUCCCAAGGAAGAAGAUUAUGAAAAAGAAAGUAACAAAGAAACCUAAAAAAUGUUCUUUUGUAGAUGAUGAUAUUCAAGAAAAGAAAUUUUCCUGUGAAAAAUGCAGUUCACCAUAUGUUGUAAAUCCAUUGCGUUCUCAUCCUGCCACUCAUAAGCAACGUGCACCUCGAAGGGUCUUUGAUCCUUCCACUCAGAAGAUUAUGUUGCUGUGCAAUGCAUGUGGCCUUACAGCACGUAGAAUUAACAAGAAAUCUGAGCAAAAGGAAACAAAUGAUCUCACUAAAGAAAAAGAAAUGUACCUAGAAGAAGCUGAAAGGUUUGCAUCUUCGUUGGCAUCAGACCUUCAAGAGGAUGAUGCUAGACGGCUCUACUGUCCAGCAUUCAAAACAAAAGCUUGCCGUUGCCUUCAGGACCACAUAAUGUCAGCAGGUCCAGAAGAAGUACGUUCCCGCUCACUGCAUUUAAUAAAUCUAAUAAAAGAUGCCAAACUGCUUGUCAAACAGAAGUGUACUAUUGUGGAGGAGCAUAGUGAUACACUGAAAGAAAAAGCUGUAAAUGGAUUUGAAGAAAGCAACAGCAAUGAGUCUACUGCUCACAGUGAUGUUGCAAAACCAUCAAACACAAGGCGUGGACUUUGUAAUCGACGAAGCAAGGCAUAUGAAAGUUUUGUGUUGAAGAAUAGACAUCACCUGAAAACUGAGCUACGUUUAUGUGAACGUGCUUGCCAGAGAGUUCUGAUGUACUCCAAUAACUUCCUACACAGGCAGCUGAAAACUUCACCUAACCAAGGAAGGCAUUCUGGUCGAAAGGUUACGUUUUUAGUAAUCUUUUUGUUGUGUCUGUCUGCAAAUCAAAAUCUCCACUGUAUGUUUGUUCUUGUUAGGAAUGCUCGGGUGGAACGGACAUUGGGGAGAAAUGCAAAAGGUCUUUUGCACCCCAUUUCAGAGAUAGCAUCACUAUCAUGCUGUGGUGAUGGAUGUGUGGCAUUGGCCCAUACACACCCUCGCCUAUUAGAAUCAUGGCGUAGCGAAGCAGCUGCUGGGCAACGCCGUGCUCGUCGAGCUCUUGCUGAAAUGCUCACCCCUUCUGGUGGCACCAAGGCAAACUGCUACAAGUUCAUUUCUCUUGUAACAGGUUGCAGCUAUACAACCAUUUGUCAAGUGAGUGAACAAAUGCGCAGAACGAAAGGUGACAGAGAGCCACACGAACAUGGUCUGAAACGAUGGUGGCGUGAGCAUCGUGGGACAAAAAAUGCCAUUACACACCAACUUAAAGAAAGCAGUCCAAAACCAGCAACAGCAGAUAACAGUUCUUUGUCAGAACUGCAACAAGAAAGACAGAGAGUAGAAGAGCUAACUCAGGAAUUGCAGAGAACUCAAGAAAGGCUACAGCAUUUGGAACAGACAGCAAAGGUGCAUUUACUGUCGGAGUCUUAUGUUCAACCCCAACAGCAAAUUGUUCAUGUUGUUGAGAUCCCUCAUUCACAAGUGUUAACAGGAGAGACAGCAUCAGUACAAAUUUUAAAUGUCAGUGGAGAGUUGGAGACUCUCACAAAUAUUGGAGUCAGUCUUCCUACAAUGAGCAGUGUUGUUGUGUUAUCUGACACUACUAUGUUGCAUCCUGAUCCAGCUCCAGCAGCAGCAUUUGGAGGGCAGCUGAUACCUUCAGCUGAUACAGCUGGUGUCCUACACCAGUGUGAUGUAUCUCGUGUGCAGUUUCUUGAGUGAUAACAGAAAAUCCUUCAGGUUUCAAGAUAUAGGUUAACUGUGAUUACAUUUUACCAAAGUUUUAUUCACAAACAUGCCACAUGAAUUCAAUGCCAAAACUGAAGGCCUCAGAAAUGAAUAAACUAAGGACUAUAUGUACCAAAAUGCUGAAUAUAGAAGUGUUAUCAGAGGAGUGGAGGGAGUAAAAAUAAACAUAUGUCAUCCUAGUUCCCCCUAUAGUGACAGCAGCAAUAAGUUCCUUUGCUUCCAUACAGUGUAAUUACAUGUGUGACUUGAUGGCUCUGCAGGUAAGGGGCAUAUUAUGGCCUAUCUGUAAACUGAAGAGCAAGCAGGCGAGCCCCCACUCACUGUAACCAGUUAUGUCAAGAAGCAUGCAAAAUUGCUAUACAGUUUCGAUUUCACAUUGUACUGUAGGCCCAUAAGUAACUUGCUGGGUAACCAUUUUCCAGGUUAUGUGAAAGCAAAGUUCAUGCCCAGUAAAGAGCAUUAUUGGUUUCAAACAUAUCUGUGGGCUGUGAAACACUGUCAGCCAUUGAUAGUGUGCUUCUGGGUGUUCUCCUGAGUUGUUGAUUCCAUUUUAUGCAUAGUAUUUCAAUGACAGACCCAGCCAUUAUCUUCAGGUGCUGCGAGUACACAUAACAGUAAUACUGGUCACACACUUUUAUUUGGCCCCUCAGUGAUCGGCGCAUGUCGUAUGACUUCAUGCCACUCCAGAAUGUUUACACUCAUUGCCAACCUUACGUACAUUAUUUACAGAAAUGAGCAAAGAGCUUGUUCUUGGUCCUUCUAGUGACUCACGCCGGCCGGAGUGGCUGAGCGGUUCUAGACGCUGCAGUCUGGAACCGCGCGACUGCUACGGUCGCAGGUUCGAAUCCUGCCUCAGGCAUGGAUGUGUGUGAUGUCCUUAGGUUAGUUAGG
Schistocerca piceifrons (Central American locust) is the source of this 3043-nucleotide messenger RNA. RefSeq lists its product as uncharacterized. The record is from RefSeq and is a predicted model, not a curated record. Lineage: Eukaryota; Metazoa; Arthropoda; Insecta; Orthoptera; Acrididae. The transcript is spliced from 13 exons. The coding region runs from base 98 to 2125 and encodes 675 amino acids.